Crotalus tigris (Tiger rattlesnake) is the source of this 10348-nucleotide messenger RNA. RefSeq names its product E1A binding protein p400 (gene EP400). The transcript has 56 exons. Gene Ontology annotation, molecular function: ATP-dependent chromatin remodeler activity; ATP binding. The coding region runs from base 268 to 9795 and encodes 3175 amino acids. Lineage: Eukaryota; Metazoa; Chordata; Lepidosauria; Squamata; Viperidae. The record is from RefSeq and is a predicted model, not a curated record.
GGGGGCUUCUUUUUUGUCCCUUGCCGGCGCUCGUCCGCGCGGCGCAUGCGCCCUUUUUUGUUGUCUUCCUCAGGCUCCUCCCUUGUCCCCCCCUCUCCCCCGCCCGCAAUCCGUUUCCUGUCAGGAGCGGAUGGCCGAGGCUGGGCCCGGCUCGGAGCGGGCCGUCUUCGCUGAAGCAGCGGCGGACGCUUCGCUCGCGCGCUCCGGCUUCCUGAGAGCCGACGCGGGAGGGGAAGGAAAGACUUAGAGACUGCUGUCAGCGCGAUAAUGCACCAUGGGAGUGGUCCGCAAAAUGCACAGCGCCAGCUCCAGAGGUCCCGAUCCUUCACUGGCAGCGAGAGCGAAGAUCAGCAGGCCACCUUGCCACACUCUCCGGCCCCUUCCUUUGCUCCUUCGGCCAGCCCUUCGGCGCCUCAGUCUCCCAGCUACCAGAUCCAGCAGUUUAUCAUGAGCCGAAGCCCGGUAGCGGGGCAAAACGUGAACAUCACCUUGCAGAAUGUGGGACCUGUUUCUACCACCAACCAGCAGAUCACCCUCACCCCGUUGCCCAUCCCGAGCCCGACUUCCCCUAGUUUUCAGUUCAGUCCUCAACAAAGACGGUUUGAGCAUGGCUCCCCCUCCUACAUCCAGGUCACCUCUCCGUUGCCACCUCAGGUUCAGUCGCAGAGCCCCACGCAGCCUGUUCAGACCAUUUCAAGUGUUCGAGCAGGCACCCCAGGCCCCAGCUUGGGCAUGUGCAGCCAGAGCCCCACGCGGGGCUUCGUGGACGCCAGCGUGUUGGUGAGGCAGAUCAGCCUGAGCCCUUCGAACGGCGGACACUUUGUGUAUCAAGAGGGGUCCGGCCUCGCUCAGAUAGCUCAAAGCACCACGGGCCAAGUCCAGCUUUCCUCCUCCGGCGCCUCGGUGACAGCUCGAGAGCGCAAGCUCUCCCAGCCCCAUUCUCAGACUGGAGGCACCAUCCAUCAUCUUGGACCUCAGAGCCCUGUGGCUAGCGGAGGAAAUAUCCAAGCUUUACCUAACCCUGGUCACAUCGCCACUAACAACCUGCCGCCCCAGAUCAGCAAUAUUAUCCAAGGAAUGCAGCAGCAGCAGCAGCAAGGACAGCCUUUGAACAGACCUUUGGGAUUUGAUAGGACUUCUGCUGGAUUAAUCGCCGGGGUCGGAGGCCCUGCUUUCAGCAUCACCUCCCCACCGCCUCCCACAAGUCCUUCCCGGGCGAGCGUCCCUCAAGGGCUCACCGGCCUCCCGCUGGGCCCCUCGGUCUGCGCCGUGGUGAAAAAGGCCAAAAAAGUGGAGGAAGUCCCCCCCGCCACGCCGGAAGCCGCCCAGAUGAGGAAGCAGUGUCUGGAGCAUCACCUCAAGCAGAUGGAGACUUUGAAAGAGGCUUUCAAAGAGUACUUGGUUGAGUUGUUUUUCUUGCAACACCUGCAAGGGAAUAUGAUGGACUUCUUGGCCUUCAGGAAGAAGCACUGCCUGCCCUUGCAAGCCUACCUUCGUCAGAACGACUUGGAUCUGGACGAGGAGGAGGAAGAGGAGGAGCAGUCUGAGGUCAUCAACGAUGAGGUAAAGGUUGUGACAGGAAAGGAUGGGCAGACUGGUACUCCUGUUGCUAUAGCAACCCAGCUUCCUCCAAAUGUUUCUGCUGCUUUUUCAAUUCAGCAGCAACCAUUUCAGCAGGUGCAUGCAGGGACUCCAGUAACUGGAACGGUGAAUGCCAUAGAAAUUGAAGCCUUUAAAAGACAACAAGCACUUACAUCAGCAGAUUCGUCUAAGAGAGCCCUAAUUGAAGUGGGCCGUCACGGGAUGGUUUUUCAGCAUCCAGGCGUGGCCUCGGGAGUCCCUCUUCAACAGCUCAUGCCAACUGCACAAGGUGGAAUGCCUCCUACCCCUCAGACUGUGCAGCUGACGGGUCAGAAGCAGAGCCAGCAGCAGUACGAUCCUUCCAAAGGUCCCCCGGUGCAGAAUGCAGCCAGUCUCCACACGCCACCGCCUCAGCUGCCCGGUAGACUGCAGUCAAGCAACGUGCCCAUCACCUCUCUUCCACCAACGCUGCAGCUGGCGCCCCAAGCAACUCAGAUGAAUGACCUGCCGGUGCAGCAAGCGGCAAUUCACGUGAAGGCUCAGCCCCAAAGCGUUACGGUCACUGCUGCUGCGGCGGCUGUGUCCCAUGGCCAGGUUCAAGCAACAUCUCAGCCACAAUUGCAGCCGACAGCGCAUGGGCCGGGACAGAUGGCCCCCUCCGACGUGGUGCCCUCUCAAACUCCAACCCCACAGCAGAUCACAACUCUGGCUCGUCCCUCCUCCGACUCUAACCAAAACUCCCAGCGUAUUUCAGCAAGUGUGGUUCCUCCUACCUCAAGCAACCCGCCAACUUCUGUUGCCAAUUCUACGCCACAAACUACGCACUCAGCCCAAGCCAACCGAUCCUCGCCUGGGGCAAAUAAAUCAGCCUCUCCUGUUGCCGCCAAACCCCCAGGAUUGGCAGUGGCAGCAGCACCCAAAACUCAGAACACAGCACAAACCACCACAGCAGCCCUGCCCCAGGACAGCGCGCACGAGAAGUUGGCUGAGCAAGUGAAGUUGGAAAACCAUGUUCACCAACGCAUCGCGGAGCUGAGAAAGGAAGGUUUAUGGUCUCUGAGACGAUUACCGAAACUUCAGGAAGCCCUCAGGCCCAAAUCUCAGUGGGAUUAUCUCCUGGAGGAGAUGCAGUGGAUGGCAACAGAUUUUGCCCAAGAAAGACGAUGGAAGAUGGCCACUGCCAAGAAGAUGGUCAGGACAGUGGCUCGCUACCACGAAGAGAAGCACUUCAAUGCAGAGAGGGCUAAGAAGGAAGAGAAGAUCAAACUAAGGCGCAUCGCUGCUACAAUUGCCAGAGAAAUAGAAUAUUUCUGGUCGAAUAUCGAACAGGUGGUCGAAAUAAAGCUGCAGAUUGAAUUUCAAGAGAAAAGGAGGAAAGCAUUGAAUUUAAAGAGGCGUGCAAAGAAAGGUAAAGAUUCGAGACAUUUUGAGGAUCUCCUUCUGGAAAAAGAAAAUAACUUGGGUUCGUGGUCCCGUAGAAGAAAGAGAAAAGCAAGCACGUCCCUCACGGAUGACGAAGUGGAAGAUGAGGAGGAGACAAUAGAAGAGCAGGAGACGAAAGAAGGGAAGGUUAACCACCAGCUGGAGCUGUCCACACUGGCAAAGGAAGCUGAGUUGCCUUUGGAUGAUUUGAUGAAGAUGUACGAAGGAGCCUUCGCUGAUAACUUCCACUGGCCAAAGCCGGAAGACGAGAUGAGCGAAGAAGAAAUGGAAGAUCAUCUAGCCGAGAGAGAAUUCCUUCCAAAGGAAGUCAUCUCGAUCGACUCCCUGCUCAGCAUCGAACAGUACAAGGGGGCCGAGAGAAUGAUGCCCGGGAAGAACCGCGGGCGAGACAUAGCCGAAGUGGCGGCCACGGCAGAGGUCCUGUUGCCGAAAGGCAGCGCCCGGAUCACCACUGCGGUAAAUCCACCCCUGUGGAUUGGUCCUGAUUUCACGGGUGGUGUACAGGUCAAAUACAACACGCCAGCCCUCUUGUACGGCUCCCUCCGAGAGUAUCAGAAGAUUGGCCUGGAUUGGUUGGCCAAGUUGUACAAGAAGAAGCUGAACGGCAUCUUAGCCGACGAAGCCGGCCUCGGGAAAACGGUGCAGAUCAUCGCCUUCUUCGCCCACCUGGCCUGCAACGAAGGGGAUUGGGGUCCUCACCUGGUCGUCGUCCGGAGUUGUAACAUUCUGAAGUGGGAGCUGGAGCUCAAACGUUGGUGCCCUGGUCUCAAACUCCUGCUCUACAUUGGUACCCAGCGAGAGCUAAGAAUGAAAAGACAGGAGUGGACGGAACCCAACAGUUUUAACGUCUGCAUCACCUCCUACAAGCAGCUCUUCAAGGGCCACCAAGCCUUCAUGAAGCUACGAUGGAAGUACCUGAUUGUGGAUGAGAUGCAGCAGAUCAAGAACAUGACGGAGAAGCACUGGGAAGCCCUCUUCCACCUUCGCAGUCAGUACCGCUUACUCCUGAUCGAUACACCCCUGCACAACACCUUGAUGGAACUGUGGACCAUGGUGCACUUCCUGAUUCCAGGAAUCUCCAAAGCUUACCUGGAUUUCCCCGUGAAAGCUGCCAACGAGGAGAACCAAGACUAUUGCCAUAAGCUGGUCAUCAGGCUGCACCGGAUGAUCCAGCCGUUUAUUUUGCGCAGAUCCAAACGGGAUGUCGAAAAACAGCUGACCAAGAAGUACGAACACGUGCUCAAGUGCCGGCUUUCAAACAGGCAGAAAGUGAUGUACGAAGACGUCAUUCUCCAACCCGAGACCCAAGACGCUCUGAAAAGCGGGCAUUUCGUCAGCGUCCUUCACGUCUUGAUGCAGCUGCAGAAGAUCUGCAACCACCCGGAUCUGAUCAACCCCCGGCUGUGUGGCUCCUCUUACGUUUCAGAGGCGUUGCAGUAUGCUACCGCCUCGCUGGCCUUCACAGCGGUAGAAAGCAACCUAUGGAAGGUUGCAGACUUGAGCCUCUUUGACCUGAUUGGGCUUGAGAAGACCAUGACGCGGUACGAAUCCCAGGUGGUGCCCAAGCAAAAAAUAACACGAAAGCUUAUCGAAGAGAUUUACACCUCUCCUCUGCCGCCCCCCAGGCCUGCCCCCGUCAAACUGAAGCCGAGCAGAUUGUUUCAACCUGUUCAUUAUGGGCAAAAACCUGAAGGGAAGAUGGUGACCUUUCCUAGCACUCAAGUGCAACGGGCCACCAGCGCGGCUACGGUUGCCCAACCGGGCCAAGGGCGAGGAAGAUCUCCCAUGUCUACGGUAACUGCCAGCCAAGCCGCCGUUGCCGUCUCUUCUGCUGCACCCGCAGCAGCAGCACCACAAUUGCAGACGGCCCCGUCUUCCUCCAGUGCUCUUCCACCACCACCACCACCUCCUCCUCUUCCUCUUCCUCCUCCGAGACAUCAGCCAGCAAUGACCUUCGCCACCGCAACUAGCCCAGCCCAUCCAGUGAAACUGCGGGGCCAGGCUACCACCCAAGGCCUCCAGCUAGGGCAGGCCCAGCCACAGGCCCCCCCACCCACCAUCCAACAGAGUGUCCUGCCUCAGAGGCUCGUGUUAACGAGUCAGGCACAGGCUCGCUUACCCAAUGGUGAAGUGGUCAAAAUAGCCCAGCUGGCUUCCAUUGCAGGGGCCCAAGGCCGGAUCGCGCAGCCGGAGACGCCGGUGACGCUGCAGUUCCAGGGGAACAAAUUCACUCUGUCGCACAGUCAACUCCGCCAGCUGACCGCGGGACAGCCUCUGCAGCUGCAAGGCAGUGUCCUGCAAAUCGUUUCGGCUCCGGGUCCGCAGUACCUCAGACCCCAGGGCCCUGUGGUGGUUCAGACCGUGCCCCAGCCUGGGAGUGUCCAAAACUCUCUGAACGCACUGGGGAACCAGCAUCCGGUGGGCUUGCAGACCUCGGCAGGCGCUCAGCCAGGAAGAAGCCUGGGGGCCAGUUUGGCGUCGGGAGACUCUGCUUCAUCCCUGAAGUCUGGCAUUCAUGGCGGACACUCCCAGGAGUCGUUUGAGGAGAAAAACAGGCUUCUGAGAGAGCGCAUGGACAGGAUCUUUUCUUGCAACGAGCGGCGUUGCUCCAGGGCACCCAUCUACGGCAAGGAUCUCCGUAGGAUUUGCACCCUGGUGGGCGACUCCAACACGACCCCUCAGUUCUCCACCGCGGCCAGCAAAUGGAGGUGGGCUGGCUUUGUCAACUGCCGUCAACUCUCCAAAGAUCAUCAAGACCCUCUUCAAGGCUUGACCCGGCAGCUGGAACAGCAGCAGCAGUCCUUGAGGGACACCAUCAGCAGGGCCCUCUGUGUGUUGCCUGCUGCCGUGGCCGCUCCUCCGUCUUUGCACAUGGCAAGGCUUCCCCCUGUUUAUCGCCAUCGGAUGAAGCUCCUCCGACACAACCUGAAGGAGAAGACGCUGCCUUACCUGAACCAGCUUCAUCAGCUGACCAUGCCCCGGCUGCUUCCGUUUCCUGACCUCCGUCUAAUCCAGUACGAUGCAGGGAAGUUGGAAGCCCUGGCGGUCUUACUGCAGAAGCUGAAGUCAGAAGGGCGAAGGGUGCUGAUCUUGUCCCAGAUGAUGCUCAUGUUGGACAUCUUGGAACGGUUCCUCAACUUCCAUUUCCUCACCUAUGUGAGAAUCGACGAAUGCGCAAACCAGGAGGAGCGCCAGGAGCUGAUGAAAACCUUCAACCGAGACAAACGGCUUUUCUGCGCCAUCCUCUCUUCCCACAGCCGCUCCACGGGCGUCAACCUUGUGGAGGCCGACACCGUUGUGUUUUACGACAACGAUUUAAACCCGGUGAUGGAAGCCAAAGCUCAGGAGUGGUGCGACCGGAUUGGCCGGUGCAAGGACAUCCACAUUUACAGGCUGGUCAGUGGAAACUCGGUGGAAGAGAAACUCUUAAAAAAUGGGACUAAGGAUCUGAUCCGAGAAGUAGCUGCUCAAGGAAACGAGUACUCCAUGGCCUUUUUGACGCAGCAAACAAUUCAGGAACUUUUUGAAGUUCACUCACCGAUGGAGGAUUCGGGCUUCCGGGUGAAAGCCGAAGAAUUCGUCAUGCUGUCGCAAGAGCCGUCUCCAUCCGAAACCAUCUCUCCUAAAGUGGCCAGGCCCUUUAUAGAGGCUCUGAAAAGCACCGAACGAGAGGAAGAGGAGAAGGAGGAGAAGGAAGAGGACGAGGAGGAGUGGAACUCACGCGUUCCGGACGGGGAGCGCGAAUCGGCCUCGAAGCCUCUGGUUUCAGAACUCGGAAAGGCAGAAUAUCUUGAGGAACCGUCUCUGCUGAAGGAGCUGGUGGCUGUGGUUGAUCAGCUCACCCCCAUUGAAAAGUAUGCCUUGAAUUAUCUGGAAUUCUUUCAUGCUUCUGCUGAGGAGAAUGAAUCCAAAGAAAACGAGGCGGAAGUGAGGACAGCAAAACGGCAAUGGGAGACUCGGCAUCUGAAAGGGCUGAAAGAGGAAGAGGAGAAAACGUUUCUGCGAGAGAAGGAGGAAGAGCUUUUCACGUACACGCGAGAGGACGCCUACAACAAGGAGUAUUUUUACGAAGGGCCAGAUGGACAGACUGAAAUAAUGCCACUUUGGACUCCACCCACCCCACCGCAGGAUGACAACGAUAUUUACAUCGACUCAGUCAUGUGUCUGAUGUACGAGCCGGUCCCCAUCCCAGAAUCCAAGCUGCCUCCCGUGUACGUCAGGAAGGAGCGCAAAAGGCACAAGACCGACCCUUCCACCGCAGGAAGGAAGAAGAAGCAGCGUCACGGAGAGGUGGUCAUCCCUCCGCGCUCCCUCUUUGACCGCGCCACUCCAGGGAUGCUGAAAGUGCGACGGGAGGGCAAGGAGCAAAAGAAGAACAUCCUGCUCAAACAGCAGACCCCCUUUGCCAAGCCCUUGCCCACCCUGGUGAAGCCGGCAGCCGAGGCCGGCCAGGACAACCCCGAGUGGCUGAUCAGCGAAGACUGGGCUCUCCUGCAGGCCGUCAAGCAACUGCUGGAGCUGCCCCUCAACCUGGCCAUCCUGUCCCCCGCGCACACCCCCAACUGGGACCUGGUGAGCGACGUGGUGAACUCCUGCAGCCGGGUUUACCGCUCUCCCAAGCAGUGCCGCAACCGCUACGAAAACAUCGUCAUUCCCCGCGAAGAAGGGAAGCUUAUGUAUGAAGCGAAUCCUAAGAAGAAGACUAAAAGCAUUUAUAAGAACUUUAAUGAAUUAAUCCCUGCAACACCCCUUCAGACAAAGAACAGUCGCCCGCUUCGGACCAACCAGCUGUAUGCCCAGGAUGAAGGUGCAUCGCACACCCAUCUCUAUACAAACCAUUUCGAGAUCAUGAAAUUAAUCGCUGGGAAGAGAAGCCCGCCUAUCAAACCCCUACUUGGCAUGAACCCUUUCCAGAAAAAUCCAAAACACACUUCGGUCCUUGCAGAAAGCGGCAUCAACUAUGAUAAACCCCUGCCUCCGAUUCAAGUUGCGUCUCUCCGGGCAGAACGCAUCGCCAAGGAAAAGAAGGCUCUGGCAGAACAACAGCGAGCUCAGCAACAAAACGCCCCACAGCAACAGCAGGGGCAGCCAUCCCAGCAGCAGCAGCAGCAGCCAUCUGGACAGCAAGUGCAGGCUCAGCCUCAGGGGCAAAGCCAAGGGAUCCAGCAGCCCCAAGGGGGGCUGCAGACCGUCGCAACCACCGUGGCAAACACUGCUGUGUUGGCUGGAACCAUGAAACCCACAGUGACUGGCACCAACAUACAGACAGCCACCGUGAGCGUCAACACCAUGACUGGGGUCCCUGCGACGACGUUUCAACCCAUCAACAAGCGGUUGGCCUCGCCCAUUAUACCCGGGACGCUGGCGACCUCAGCGGCAGGAACCACCCCUGGUCAGGUGGCCCAUUCUCAGCAGAGAUGCGCCAGCAGCACGUCGGUCACCUCCGCGGAACUAGUGACGCUCGCCUCUACGCCGGGAGUUCGAGCGGUGACUUCGGUGACAGCCUCAGCUGUGGUGACUACUAACCUGACCCCAGUCCAGACCCAGCCGAGGUCUUUGGUCACUCAGGUGACCCCAGCUGCUUCAGCCAGCGUGCAGCUCUCCGGAAAGACCAUCCCUCAAAAUCACUUCCAGCUCCUACGCCAACAGCAGCAACAGCAGCAGACAGGAGGACAGGUCCAGGUUCCCCAAGGCCAAGGCCAAGCCCCAUCACAACCCCAGAUGAAGACCGUUGGCAAGAUCUCCCAGGAGCAGCUCAUCAAGUUCCAGAAGCAGAAGAUGCAGGCAACACAACCACAAGGCCCCCAGCCCCAAGGAGCCCCCGGAGCACAGCAGCAGGCCACCCAGGUUCAGGUGCAGCAGCAACAGACGCAGCAGCUGACGGCAGUGGCGGCCUCCAGGCCAGGCGCCGUCCUUGCCGGCACCACAGUCACCGGCCUCCAGGUGGCCCGGCUGACUCGUGUUGCUGCUUCUCAGCUUCAAGCCCAAAGCCAGAUCCAAGCUCAGACGCCUCAAGCAGCCCAAGUGGCUUUGGCCAAGCCACCCGUGAUGUCCGUUCCGGUGGUGUCCUCGGCAGGGGUUACUGCCCUCCCCGUGACUGUCUCUGGAAUCAGCGUGGCGAUUGGGCAGCCGCAGAAAGCAGCAGGAGGGCAAGCAGUGAUGACUCAGCCACUCCACGUCCAACAGUUUUUGAAGGUGAAGCAAGCUCAGCACCACCAGGCAGCCCAGCAGAAGGUCAUCCAGCCACAGGUGGCCCAAGGACAGGCAGGUGUUCAGCAGAAGCAGGUCACCGUCCAGACCCAGCAGCCAGCGUCUCAGCAGCAGAAAGUCUACGCCACUCAGCCAGCCAUCAAAGCUCAGUUCCUACCAACGUCGAUUUCUCAGCCCCAGAAGUCCGGGGGGACGCAGCAGGUCCAGACCCAAAUACAGGUUGCCAAGAUCCCACAGGUGGUCUCCCAACAAGCAGCGGUGACUAAUAUCCAGCAGAUGGUUUCGGUUUCCCAACAGGUCCAGGCUCAGCCCCAAACGGUCACCUUGUCCCAGACCACAGCGGGACAACACCAAGUGCAGGUCAUCCCGGCCACCACUGCCACGGCUCAGGUCAUCCCCCAGAAACUGAUCCAACAGCAAGUGGUCACCACAGCCUCCCCCCAAAUCCAAGCCUCGGUCGUGCCUGCCCAGGCCCCCGCCCCGUCCGACGGGCAGAGCCAGCAAGCGAAAGUGCAGAUGAGAGCGCCCGUCCGAUUAAAGGCUCCGAACAAACCCAGCUGAGGUCCACCUUUUUAACCGUGGCCGCUAAGCCAGGGAGAGCUCUCUGGGUGGUCUCCCAUCCCGCCGUAGAUCGGAGGCAGGGCGUCCCUUCUGCGAUAAACCUCCACUCGUUCUGCGCCGGGAAGGUCCCCUCCAGACUUCUCUGCUUCCCGGGAGAGAUUCGUGGAUUGGAAGCCCGACUCCCGAGGAAACGCCGUUCUUUCGAAUCCUCCAUUAGCCCGACCGCUCGCCAACUCUCACUGCCCUCUUUAUGGAAACCACCAAGUUGCUUCUCCAGGGUUGGCGGCAACGCCCGUCGUGUCCUCGUCCCUGUCCGAAGGGGGGAAUUUUAUUUUUUUUUUAGCCUCGUGGGGUGCAAAGCCGGGACAAGGUCCACGGGGGAGGGGGGAGGACAGGAAGGGUUCUCCGAAGCGCGCCCCCCCUCUCUCCGUCGAGCCGAGAAAAUGUGAAGAUUUGUAAGUAUCUGUAAUUAUGCACCAUAGUUCAGUUGCCAUUUCAGGGGUGAGCCUUUUUUAAACGAACAAAACGUUCAAUUGUGACCGGUUGGUUUGUG